Stylophora pistillata is the source of this 1688-nucleotide messenger RNA. Its product is annotated as mitochondrial fission regulator 1. Gene Ontology annotation, biological process: aerobic respiration; mitochondrial fission. Gene Ontology annotation, cellular component: mitochondrion. The record is from RefSeq and is a predicted model, not a curated record. Lineage: Eukaryota; Metazoa; Cnidaria; Anthozoa; Scleractinia; Pocilloporidae.
AUCUCACUUUGCAAUCAUGUGGUUUUGACUUCGGUCGGUUCAAAUUCGCUUACUUCUCCACCGUAUUCAACCUUUUUGUUUGAUUUGAUACUACAAAAGAAAAUGGAAGUCGCUUUAGAAGUAGUAACAGUGGUGCUUGAGUACUUUGGCUGGGACAGACAAGAAAUCGGAGAGUUAUUCAAUCAAGAUGGGAGAUCGAGAAGCCGGAGAAGAAGUAUCAUUCGACGAAUUGUUAGAGAGUUGUCACGUUAUAAUCUCAAUUUGUUCACGAAACGUAGCAUUGUUCGAGAGAUUGGAAGUCGACUGCCAUUGAAACCAUGUAAAAGACCGUAUUUUGAGCUAAGUCUAAACAGAAAUAAGCACGUACUUUGUUCGGAGAUUGAAGGAAAUCCAUUAACCCGAAAGAUGAUGGCAUCCUUGGCUGAUGUUGCCUGGAUAACGGAUAGUGACUGUUCAUCACCAGAACUUGACCUUCCUGAUAAUGAGAAGGAAGUAAUUCUCAAAGAACCCGAAAGCCCAUUAAAAGAUGCGGAACCAAAAACAGUCCAUGACGAACCAGCAAAUGAUGUAAAGAACAACGCCCCAGAUAAUGAAGCCAUGCAAAAAAUUUCUGCUUUAGAGGAUGAACUUCAGAGGUUGAGAGCUCAGAUAGCAAUGAUGCUGGUUCCUGCUCCACAAAAUCAGGGGGCUCUAUCAACACCAGUUGGGGCACCUGCACCCCCUCCCCCUCCACCACCUCCUCCUCCCCCACCCACACCCAUGUCGACCCCCCUGAAGCCAGUUUCACAGAUCAUAAAAGAGAACAGAGCAAAAAGAUUAUCCCUUGCCCCAGGAAUGAUGGCAGCUGAACAGUCAAGUGGACGCACUUUGCCAAAGAUGGCAGAUGUACUCAAGGGAUUGGGAAAAGUCAAACUUAGAACAGUCCAGAGGUCCCCUGGUGGCACUCCCCUGAGGAAACCUGCUGUUUCUACUGAAGGAAGUGAUCCUGCCUCAAUCAUUGCACAAGCCCUAAAGAAAAAGUUUGCACAUAGAAGACGACUUGAAGCAAACUCUCCAGACACCAACAAAGAAAAUAACAGCCCUGGAUCACCAUUUGGUACUCCACCAUCAAGUCCCAACAAAUCUGUUCCUUUUGGACCGCACAUGUUGAAAGCAACAAACAAGAAACGGCGAUCAAGUACUGGCUUAACAAGAACAACAAAACCAAGUCCAUUGGUUGAAGUUUGCUGAUAGACAAAUUUUCUCAUAAUCAAUUUUAGCCAACAGUUGGAUAUUCCAUUCAACAAAUAUUCUUUGAAUUAAUUUUCAUAUGAUCAUAGUCCCUAAUAAUUCUAACAGUGCAACUUAUAAAGGCUCUGUAAAUAGCUUCAGUUUUACUUUUAGAUUUUUGCAGUUUUCACAUUUAAGGAAUGGCACUUUGAGCCUCUAUGUCAAAUUGAACACAAUCAGGGUUCAUUAUGAAUCAGAUAUAGCUCACUUGCCAAUACCUGGACUGUUUGUGUUCUUUUAGUGUUUGAAGAAACUUCAGAAAGCAUCUAAAUUUUACUGUUUUACUAUUGGAAAAUUAUUAUCCUAAAUAAAUCAUAAUAUGUAUUGAAUAUGGAAAUGUCCCAGUUCCUUUAAAUAACUGUAAAAAGUGUACAGUAAUUCUUACUGGGAAUGUAUAUUAGAAAGCACAAGAGAUGCUU